This is a messenger RNA of Misgurnus anguillicaudatus (oriental weatherfish), 5873 nucleotides long. The record is from RefSeq and is a predicted model, not a curated record. NCBI's taxonomy places the organism in Eukaryota, Metazoa, Chordata, Actinopteri, Cypriniformes, Cobitidae.
GCCAUCAGUUUGCCAUAGUAAGGUUCGUAAUUUCGCUCUCAGCCCAGCAGUCGGAGAACUGUACGUUGUUGUGGAUGGGAGUUGUGGUGUCACUCGCCUCCGAGCGCAUCUUUGAGAGGAACAAAGGCGAAACGACAACAAGAGCACGCGAUCUGUGUUAUCUUCUGUCAAGUACGGUUUAUAGAAUUGGAAGGUGUGUUUAUUUAGUCGUGCUGUUAUUUGUUAUGUUGGCGUAGUUUACAAUCAUAAUUGCACAUCUGUAUCUUAAAUAUAGCUUUUUUGAGCUGCUGGAAUGACGUAAGAGGACAUGUUUUUGGACAGUGAGGAUUUUUUCUCACGCUGUUUUGGACGAGCACGCGUGGAUAUACAACCUAAUAAACUCACAGCGAAUUGGAGAAAGUUACAUAAAUGGAUGCAUUAUGACAGCAUUGCCAACAUUGUAACACUGACGCUCCAGCAAUGAAUAGUAGACUACGUCUCGGUUUCUAUUAUUUGAUCGUGUUGUAUAAUAAAACUUAAAAUCCGAAGAGGACUUUAAACCUCAUGCACUUUUGUGAAUUAAUAGCCAGAGAAAGAAUGCCUGGACGCUUCAGGACGGCUCUGUUCACGUGUAUGAUACUCUACCUGUUAACAUGCACUGAUGGAUCAUACUCUAAAACCUGUGAUGACAAUUGCAUCUUUGGAAAGUGUAUUAAUGCAACUUGCGUCUGUCACAAGGGAUGGGUUGGGGAUCAGUGUCAGCAUUGCCAAGGAAGAUUCAGGUUGACAGAAUCAUCGGGAUCACUCACUGAUGGACCAGUUAACUAUAAGUACAAGACGAAGUGUACUUGGCUCAUUGAGGGAUUCCCAAAUGCUGUGCUUAGGUUGAGGUUCAACCAUUUUGCCACAGAGUGCAGUUGGGACCACAUGUAUGUCUUUGAUGGAGACUCGAUAUAUGCACCUUUGGUAGCGGUUUUCAGUGGCCUGGUUGUCCCAGAAACUAAAAGUAAUGAAACAAUCCCAGAGGUGGUGACCACAUCUGGAUACGCAACAUUGCACUUUUUUAGUGAUGCUGCCUACAAUCUUACAGGAUUCAACAUCUUGUAUUCGAUAAACUCCUGCCCUAAUAACUGUUCGGGUCAUGGGAGGUGUUCUACCAGCAACUCAAUCUCCAGCAGUGUUUACUGUGAGUGUGAGAGAUACUGGAAAGGUGAGGCCUGUGAUAUUCCCUACUGCUCAGAUGAUUGUGGGAGCCCUGACCGAGGAUACUGCGACCUCACUGGAGAGAAGCUCUGUGUCUGCAAUGACAGCUGGCAAGGUCCAGAUUGUUCUUUGAAAGUCCCUUCUGCUCAGCCAUACUGGUUUUUGCCUAACGUUAAGCCUGAUGGACAGUCACUAGGUCGAGCUUCCCAUAAAGCAGUGGUGCAUGAGAAGCUGAUGUGGGUGAUUGGAGGUUUUACCUUUAACUACAGUUCCUUCCAAAUGGUUAUAAAUUAUAAUUUGGAGAGCAGCACAUGGGAUGUAGUGCCAAUCAACAGUGGUCCCAUGGCGCGCUAUGGACACUCUGUGGCUCUCUACAAAGAUGAUAUCUUCAUGUUUGGUGGGAAGCUGGAUGGAGGCGCUGGGAGCGUCACAGACGAACUGUGGGUGUUUAAUAUACUCAGUCGAUCCUGGUCCCUUAGGACUCCCAACUCUGUGGCGCAGGCCCAACAUUUUGCUGUGGAGGGACACAGUGCGCACACUGUGGAUAAUAGAUACGGAGAGCCCAUCAUGGUGGUGCUUUUUGGCUAUUCACCCAUUUAUAGCUACCUGAGCCACGUCCAGGAGUACAACAUUCGCACUAACUCCUGGUCAAUAACAGAGACGAAUGGGGCGCUUGUACAGGGAGGAUAUGGCUACAGCAGCGUCUUUGACAGCACUUCACAUUCCAUAUAUGUUCACGGAGGAUACAAAGCCCUCCCUGCCAACAAAUACGGCCUAGUGGAUCACUUAUACCGCUAUCAGGUCCACACACGCACAUGGUUUAUUCUGAAGCAAAGCGGUCUGGCAAGAUAUCUUCACUCUGCUGUGCUGAUCAGUGGAGUUCUGCUGGUGUUCGGGGGAAACACUCAUAAUGACACCUCGCUCAGCAAUGGGGCCAAAUGCUUCUCCUCCGACUUCCUCUCCUAUGACAUUGCAUGUGAUGAGUGGACAGUUAUGCCAAAGCCAAAUCUUCACCGUGAUAUGAACCGUUUUGGACACACAGCCGUUGUCAGUAAUGGCUCGAUGUAUGUGUUUGGUGGUUUCUCUGGUGUGAUUCUGAACGAUGUGCUGGUGUAUAAACCUGGCAGCUGUGAGGCUUUACUGGAGGUGGCUCUUUGUCAGAACGCGGGCCCUGGCAUUCGCUGUGUCUGGGUCAAUGAACGCUGUGUUUCAUGGGACUCCAGCUAUGGCGAUGGCAGUAUCCCUGCCUCUUUCUGCCCUACACGGAGCACUGAUGCUGGUAAGCAGUGUCACCAGUACUCUGACUGUACUUCCUGUACGGCCAACACCAACGACUGCCACUGGUGUGAAGAUAAGAAGUGCAUCUCUUCUCUAAGCAACUGUACUGUGCUGACAGUUGAGCUUGCCCGUAACCCUCGAGGUCCCCUAUAUCUCAACCCUCCGCCCGCCAUGCUUUCUGAGCACCAUCUUUCCGUCUGGAGACCUGGUAUCCGAAGAAACGGCCAGUCUGUAAAGAAUUUUACCAAAUGCAGUGUUCGGAGUGAACCUGUUUGUAGCAAGCUGGUGAACUGCAAGAGUUGCUUUCUAAACAUCAACUGUCAGUGGGAUGCACAGCAGCAAGAAUGCCAUGCCCUGCCUGCACAGCUGUGUGGGGAGGGCUGGAAUCAGAUUGGAGAUACGUGUCUCAGGCUGAAUUCCAGUAAGGACAGUUAUGAUAAUGGUCAACAUAACUGUAAGAACCUGGAUGGCAAUAUCGCUUCUUUAACUUCAAGCAGACAGGUGGACUUCAUACUGGAAGAGCUACAGAAAUAUCAGGCGCAGGGAAGGAAGCUAACUCCAUGGGUGGGUCUCAGGAAGAUAAAUGUUUCAUACUGGGGGUGGGAGGACACAUCUCCAUUUACUGCCAGCACACUGCAGUGGUUACCAGGGGAGCCAAGUGACUCCGGAUUCUGUGCAUUCCUGGAAAGAGCUGAGGUAGCCGGUCUCAAAGCCAAACCCUGCACGGCCAACACUGAGGGGCUGAUCUGUCAAAAGCCACUUGUGAACCCAAACCUCAGCGUGCGCUCAUGUAAGAUGCCCUGCGCCUUGCGGACCACCUGCGCCAACUGCACCAGCCAGGCCAUGGAGUGUAUGUGGUGCGGCAGCACCAGGCGCUGUGUGGAUUCGAACGCUUACGUCAUCUCUUUCCCCUACGGCCAGUGUCUGGGGUGGCAGACUGGAGACUGUGGCUCUCAUAACUGUUCAGGUCACCGCACAUGUGCUCAGUGCUUGGAACAGCCUGAGUGUGGAUGGUGUGGAGACCCCACGGACACGGGUCAGGGUCUGUGUAUCGAGGGAUCGUACCGUGGACCGAUGAGAAGCCUGAGCAGGCAGAGUCAAGAGAUGGUACUGGACACCAGUAUGUGUUUAAGAGAAAAGGGCUAUGACUGGUCAUACAUAACCUGCCCAGCAUGUCAGUGUAACGGGCACAGUACGUGUGUUAAUGGCAGCGUGUGUGAUCAGUGCAAGAAUCUCACAACUGGGCCGCAAUGCCAGACCUGUCUGCCCGGUUACUAUGGAGAUGCCAGUAAUGGAGGAAAAUGCCAAGCUUGCAGAUGUAACAACCAUGCCAACGUCUGCCACUCCAGCUCAGGGAAAUGCUACUGUACUACUAAAGGGGUGAAAGGAGACCAGUGCCAGCUAUGUGAUUCUGAAAACCGCUACCUUGGCAACCCACUGAGAGGAACAUGCUACUAUAAUCUUCUGAUAGACUACCAGUUCACCUUCAGCCUUCUUCAGGAUGAUGAUCAGCACUACACAGCCAUUAAUUUUAUGGCAACACCGGAAGAGACCAACAAGGACUUGUAUCUGUCGAUUAAUGCUUCCAACAACUUUAAACUCAACAUCACAUGGUCUCUAGGCUCCACAGCGGGUACGAUCUCAGGAGAGGAGUUCCCCAUUGUGUCCAAGACUAACACCAGAGAGUACAGAGACAGCUUCUCUUGUGAGAAAUUCUCUUUCAUUGCAAAUCCCAACAUCACUUUCCAUGUCUACGUCAGCAACUUUACAUGGCCAAUCAAAAUACAGAUAUCGUUCUCUCAGCACAGCAGCAUCAUGGACCUGGUUCAGUUCUUUGUCACAUUUUUCAGCUGUUUCCUGUCCCUGCUGCUGGUUGCUGCCGUGGUUUGGAAAGUCAAACAGACGUGCUGGGCAUCACGGAGGAGAGAGCAACUCAUGCGAGAGCGCCAGCAGAUGGCCAGCCGUCCAUUCGCUUCUGUAAUUGUGGCACUGGAGAGUCCAGAGGAAGAGGAGGAGCUUCUGCAAGGCCAGGUGGAGGCUGAUCCUAUAGCUGUGGAACCAUGUGCAGGUGGUUGUGCUGCUGUUCAAACACUGCUGAUGAGUCUUCCACAGGGAUCUUCUGGCGUUCCUCCCCCCGGCCAGUGUGGCAUUACCAUAGCCAGCGCUCUCAUUGAUACCUCUCAGCAGAGGGCCGGGGACUUCAAAGACAAGAGCUUGAAUCUAAAAAGCCGCAAACAGCAUCACACGAUGCACCAGGGAACCUGCGUUUGAACCGGUCGACCGAACUCACCUGAACGCCCAGGUGAUUUUUUUCACCAUCCUCUUCUCCUUCUUUCACACCCUGCCAGUGGAAGGAGAUGGGGUUGAAGCUCUUGUAGUGUAAAUCACAGCGGAGGGUUAAGACAUUAGUAGUCUGUGUGUGGCUCCUCCUGAAUUCAUGCUCCAUACUGGAGCACAUGUGUCAUCAGUUUAGCUUGAACCUCUGUAGAGGAGAUCUGUGUUUUUAUUGCACCCACUGGGUUUUUGUUAUCAGCAAGUGUUUCUUUAAAGGGAGAGGGGUGUGUAUAGAUAAAAUCGCCUAGAUCUUAAAUAGGAACAGGAUUCAGGCUAUAGAAUUAGUUGCGAUAGUUGUAGUAUCUCAUCACUUAUUUAUGGGCAUUCAAAAACAACCUCUACUUUCCAGAUUUCGUGCAAGAUUUAACAUAAAACAUUUUAUUUGAAAUGUCUGUUGGAGCUGUCAACUUUUUGAUUAUACUCAUUUUAGCCAAGCAUUACAUUUGAUUCAUAAGAUUUUUUACUCUGGGUGAAAUUUUUAGUUUUAAAAAAUUUUAUGGGAUUUAUCAUUCACAACUGACAUUUGUUAACUUAAUGCAUGCAUUUAACCCCUUUAGAGCACUUGGUCAUUGGAAUGGACAUAACAUUUUAUGCUUCAAACCAACAAGCCCAGAACGUGUUAUAAGGUUGUAUCUUGCACUGAAGGGCUUAUUUCACGAUAACAACCUGCUGUCUGUACAUUAUCCCACUUAUUAGACAGCUAUUUACCUAAUAAGUAAGGUAAGCAACAUUAAUGGUAACACUGACAUGACACGUGUCAUGAACAUGGAGAUUUUAUGCACAUUUAUAACAACUUUCAUUAAGUGUCAUUUGUUAAAUUUUUUAUGCAAAGAUGACAUUGUUUGAGAUGUCUUUGUUAUGACAACUUGACAUUAACCAAUACAUCAUAAGUUGUCAUAAAUCUGUCAUGAACAAGACAUAGCAGAAUAAUUAUCAAACUUAAGAAGCUACCUAGCUUUAUGGGUAAACAUUACAUUAAACUGUCAUUAAAUGUUUAUACUUGUAAUACUUGUAAGUGUAUUGUGCACAUACAUAACAUUAAGUAUAAUCUUUUGACGUGUCUGUUAUUAUUUAAUAUU